AUGACGACCUACAUAGACGAAAAGCAGAGCUCGCGGCGCCAGGACAUCCAGAACAAUGUCUUCAAGGGCCCCCGAUCUCUGCACGACUACUACGACCCUGAUUUGUGCCCCCCACUGCCCCUCGUGGAGCUGCCAAAAGAGCUGAACCCGUAUCUCGAAUCCCAUGGCGUUCGUAUCUAUGCCAAGAUGAUGUCGGUGUUGCCAGCGACAAAUGUCAAGUCGCUACCCGCGCUCAACAUGCUUCUCGAGGGCGGCCUCGAUGUCAAGAAGGGACUUAGACCUCACACCAUUGUCGAGUACUCCUCUGGGUCGACAGCCAUCAGCCUCGGCAUCCUCGCCAGGAUAAUGGGCGUGGAGUCAGCUCAGACCUACAUCUCAAACAAGACGUCAGCUGCCAAAUUGGCACUGCUCCGCUUCUUUGGUCUGGAGCUGACGCUGUUCGGCGGGCCCUCGCAGCCGGAACCUGAAGAUGAACGUGGAGGUAUUCGUGCGGCGAAUCGUUUGGGCGAAAAGGAAGGCUUCUACAACCCCGAUCAGUAUUCCAACACAGCUAACUACCGAGCGCACCAGCGUUGGACAGGGCCUCAACUUCUCAAGCAGCUCCCCGAAGUCAGUCUGGUUGCAGCGGGCAUGGGUACCGCGGGCACCAUGACGGGUAUCGGCCUCAGCAUCAAGGCACAGAAGCCCGACGUAUACCGGCUCGGCGUAUGCACCGCCACCGGUGACCGUGUCCCAGGACCGAGGACGGAGCCGCUGCUGGCCCCCGUCACUUUCCCCUGGAGGGAGGCCGUGGAUGAGAUUGAGCAUGUGACGAGCGCCGACGCAUAUCGUCACUCGCUGACCUUGUGCCGUCACGGUCUUCUUGCUGGACCUUCCUCGGGCCUCACGCUGAUGGGCGUUUUCCAGCACCUCGAAAAGCGCAUUGCCAACAGUAGCCUCGACCAGAUCCGAGACCCUGCGACAGGCAACGUGAACGGUAUCUUCAUCUGUUGCGACCUGCCGUACCAGUACGUGAGCGAGUACUUUGACAAGCUCGGUGAGGCACACUUCAAGCCGAUCCAUAACGAUGUCCUCAUCGGCAGCGACAAGCACCGCUACGAUGAGGCGUGGGAGCUGAACCGUAACGAGGCUCAGGACUUGUGCAAAAAAGUGGGCUCAGAAGUCAAAGUGGUGGACCUUCGAGGCCCACAAAAGGCCUGCCAGGUCUUUGAAGAUCGCGCAGUGCAGGCGCUCGACCUUGACUGCCUGAAGGAUGGAGAGUCGCGAUGCCCCUUUUCAGACGCCCAUGUACUCCACCAACAAUGGUCGUCGAUCGAAGCCACGCUCGACGACGACGAGAGCAAAUCCUGGCGGCCAUCUUCGAGCGACGGAGAGGUGCUCGUCCUGUGCGCAAACGGGAACACUGCACGCGUGGCAACAUCCUGCAUGAGGGCCAGGGGCAUUCAGGCCUUCUCUCUCUUUGGUGGUCUGGAUCGCGACGCUUGAACGUGGGCCAACCUUAUCUGGAGUCAACCUACUCCCCCAUCCUGUCGCAUGAUUUUCAUUACGCGUUGAUACAAAAAUGACUUUACAUACAGUACACUUUCUCUUCAUUUCCCUCGCUCAAGAGAUUGAGGA
Acaromyces ingoldii is the source of this 1617-nucleotide messenger RNA. Its product is annotated as tryptophan synthase beta subunit-like PLP-dependent enzyme. The transcript has 3 exons. Bases 1 to 1485 code for a protein of 494 amino acids. Gene Ontology annotation, molecular function: cysteine synthase activity; cystathionine beta-synthase activity. Gene Ontology annotation, cellular component: cytoplasm. NCBI's taxonomy places the organism in Eukaryota, Fungi, Basidiomycota, Exobasidiomycetes, Exobasidiales, Cryptobasidiaceae. The record is from RefSeq and is a predicted model, not a curated record.